UCACUGCUUCCAAUGAGAUAUUCUGCCCUUUGGCGCUCGGUGGGCGCCAUGAGCUGCGGUUCGCUGGUCACCUACUUGACCCUCCGUCUAUUCGAUGGCCAGCAAUCCUCGCUACUAUCAAGUGGAGAUGGCAAAGGGGAGUUGGGACCCGUGGACAGUGGCACUUGGCUGCAUCAUUGGGAUCUCCAGAAGCCGCAGCUGCAAAAGGUGUCGAAUGGCGAGGAGUCCUCGGCCCUGCGUCAUAUAAUCCUGGUGCGACAUGGCGAGUAUACGAAGACCCCGAAUGGAAGCCACCUCACGGAACUGGGUCGUCGGCAGGCGGAGAGGACAGGUCGAAGGUUGCGGGAAAUGGACUUGAGCUGGGACCACGUGGUGGCCUCCACAAUGACGCGGGCCGAGGAGACGGCCAUGAUCAUCCUGAAGCAGCUCAAUCUGGAUCCCCUGAAGAUGAAGCGGUGCACCUUGCUGCCGGAGGGCACUCCCUAUCCGGGGGAUCCUCCUUCCAAGAAAAGUCCACGCAGCUUGGAACUGGCCUAUCAAAGGGAUGGUCCAAGAAUUGAGGCUGCCUUUAGGCGUUACUUCUUUAGAGCCAGUCCAGAACAGGAGCACGAUUCCUACCUCCUCAUAGUGGGCCAUUCCAAUGUGAUCCGGUAUCUGAUCCUGCGAGCCUUGCAACUUCCUCCGGCUGCCUGGACACGGCUCAACUUGAACCACGGGUCCAUCACCUGGCUGACUGUGUGGCCCUCGGGCUAUGUGACCUUGCGAUGCCUGGGGGAUUCCGGCUUUAUGCCCAUAUCCGAGUUGACCCAUCGAAGGCCGUCGCCGGCUAAAUCGGAUAAUAACUAG
Messenger RNA from Drosophila rhopaloa, 846 nucleotides. It is a transcript of the gene Pgam5-2, whose product is annotated as serine/threonine-protein phosphatase Pgam5, mitochondrial. The transcript has a single exon. Gene Ontology annotation, cellular component: mitochondrion. Lineage: Eukaryota; Metazoa; Arthropoda; Insecta; Diptera; Drosophilidae. Gene Ontology annotation, biological process: positive regulation of mitochondrial fission. The record is from RefSeq and is a predicted model, not a curated record. The coding region runs from base 13 to 846 and encodes 277 amino acids.